Rotaria sordida is the source of this 1182-nucleotide messenger RNA. The record is from the annotation of a GenBank genome assembly. NCBI's taxonomy places the organism in Eukaryota, Metazoa, Rotifera, Eurotatoria, Philodinida, Philodinidae.
AUGGGAUGUGUUUCAGCAUUUACAGCUUUUUCAUUGACAUUAUAUGCAGGUGCAGGUAGCUUACGUGCAAUUAUAUUUUAUAUUUUUCCACAACCUCUACCACAAUCUCAAAUACAAUUAUCAUCACUUUAUGAUCUAACUGAAUAUUAUCAACCAAGAAAUUUUCCUGGUAAAGAAAGAUCAGUUAGUAUUGAUCAUACUAUCAGAUAUUAUGAUUUUAAUUUUCGUAAACCUGAAACAUUAACUUAUAGUAGUGCAAUAUAUGAUAAUAAUAUUGAAAUAUUAUAUCGACUUCCACGAAAACCUUCUAUAUCAGCUUUAUUACUUAUAUUUCAUAGUUGUAAACAUACAGCUUAUGAUUGGUUUCAUUCUGUUGAACGACAACGUAUUAUUGGUGCUGCUAUUGAACUUGGAUAUGCUUGUUUAGUAUUUCAAGCAACAAAUAAAAUUAGUCAAUGUUGGUCAUAUAAGGCGGAUAUUUAUGAGAAUAAAGAUGUGCAAAUGGUAUUAAAAGGACUUGAUGGUUUUUAUAAACAAUAUCCUGAAUUAGUAUCUCUACCAAUUUUUACAUUUGGUUCAUCAAGUGGUGGAAUAUUUUCAAGUAUAUUUGCUACUAAUCAACGUCAUCCAAUUCAGGGACAAGUUAUAUAUAUUUCAAUUAUUCUACCAGAAAUAUUAUCUACUUACGUUAAAACAAACAACUAUCCACCAACUGUUUGGAUACAUAUGUUACGUGAUAUUGAAUUCGCUUCUGAAGAUCGUAUAAAUAACUCAAUACAGAUUUUUAUUGAACAGAACAUUCCUUGUAAUAGAUUGGCUAUUGAACCCGUACGAAUAACACGUGUAACAUUUCGUGAUCGAAUACCAUCAAUAAAUAUUAGAACAUCACAGUUUUUAUUUAAUCGUUUACAACAAAAUCAUUGGUUAAAUCCUUAUCACGUAUUAAUGUAUAAUCCACGGCGUAAAUUUUCCUGGAAACAGUUUUUAUUCCCUUCAUCAAUAGCUGAAGUUAAAAAUGGAGAAGUUUUUAAUAAUAUUAAUCAAAAUAAAUUUCAAAUUUCUGAAUUUUUAAAUACAAUGUAUGGUGAACAUGAAAUAAGUUAUGAACGUUCAUUUGAAGCAUUACAAUGGCUUGAAAAAAUUUAUGAUUCAUCGAAACUUCGAACAGAUUCAAAUAAUUGA